AUGUCGUCGACGCCCGACCCGUCCUUCACCAUCGCCAUUAUCUGCGCGGGCAUCGCGGGCCUCGCGCUCGCCAUCGGCCUCCGCAAGCAAAAUGCCGCGUGCAAAUACACGAUCUACGAGGCCGCGCCGCAGUUCCAUGCCGUGGGCGCCGGUAUCGGGAUGGGCCCCAACGCUCUGCGCGCGAUGGAGCUCAUGGACGCCGGCUUUGCGGAAAUGGGCAGACGCGGGUGUGUUUUGGCGUUUUCGGGCGGGGAGGCUUGUGUGAUGGGUGACGCUGUGGUGGGCUGUGAUGGGAUUAAGGGGGUUACAAGGCGCGUGGUGCUGGAGAUGGAGUAUCCGGAGGAAAUUGUUGCGAAGUACUGUCAUCCUUAUUUCUACAGGAACAUCGUGCCGAUGCAGGAAGCUAAACUAAUACUGGGCUCGUAUGCAGACAAUGCAAAGUGGUUCAUGGGCGAGGGGCGGAGAUGUGUAAUGUAUGCCAUCUCCAAGGGAGAAGAGGUGAAUGUGGUUGUUUUCAUCCGGGAUGAGCGGCCCUGGGUAGGGGAGCAGGCGGCGAUGCGGGUUUCAAGGGAAGAUAUGCUUUCCGACUUCAAUGGCUUUGAUAAACGGCUAUUAGACCAGUUAGACGUAAGGCUGGGCGUCUUCUUCUUCUUUUUUUUUUUUACUGUCCAUAUAUAUGAACAAAGCACAAAACCUCUCCGAUGGCCCCUAUUCCACCAUCCCGAUAUCUUAACGUAUUACCGCGGCCAUGUCUGCGUCCUCGGGGAUUCAGCCCACGCUUCCAGUCCCAGCCAGGCGGCCGGCGCCGGGCUAGGGCUGGAGGAUGCGUUGGUCAUGUCCGGGCUUCUCGGCCUAGUCAAGAAGCCGGAACAACUUGAGAGUGCCUCUGAGGUUUAUAAUUCCAUCCGUCAGCCCCGCGCGCAGGCUGUGGUUCAGGGGAGCCAGGAGGCACUCCUGGCCUAUUUCCUGGUCCACCCGGAGUUUGGCCACGACAUCCAGAAACUCACAGACUAUGCAAACACAAGGCUGCCAUUGAUCAGGUUCCAUGACUUGGAGGGUGAUGUGAAGACGGCGGGGCAGCGGUUUCGGGAGCUGACUGAAGCAGCUCAGCCAGACAAUCGAGAACAAUAG
Molecule: messenger RNA, 1131 nt
Organism: Histoplasma mississippiense
Lineage: Eukaryota; Fungi; Ascomycota; Eurotiomycetes; Onygenales; Ajellomycetaceae
Exons: 2
Coding region: 1-1131 (376 amino acids)
Biological process (GO): secondary metabolite biosynthetic process
Molecular function (GO): FAD binding
Source: RefSeq, a predicted model, not a curated record